Cotesia congregata is the source of this 801-nucleotide messenger RNA. The record is from the annotation of a GenBank genome assembly. NCBI's taxonomy places the organism in Eukaryota, Metazoa, Arthropoda, Insecta, Hymenoptera, Braconidae.
AUGCUGGACAGGACGCUACAGGAGCAUAGUAUUAUGGCAACUGCUGUUCAACAGAAUGGCAUGCAACCACUGACCAAUGGAAAUAUCAAUAAUGUCGAGAACCAUGAGGCUCUGGACAACAAAAACGACACACGGAACAACGCCGAGGAAAAUAACCCCUACAAUCAUCAGCCAGAUAUUCCCAUUCCUAUGGAAGAGCCAGAAGCUCAACCCGAGAUAGACAUUCUCAUCAGAAAUGUCGUCUGUAGUUUUAGUGUGAGAUGUCAUCUCAAUUUACGUGAAAUUGCUCUUAAUGGGUCUAACGUUGAGUACAGAAAGGAAAAUGGGAUGAUUACCAUGAAGCUGAGAAGGCCAUACACUACUGCAUCUAUUUGGUCUUCGGGUAAAGUUACUUGCACCGGUGCUGAGACGGAGCACGAGGCCAAAGUCGCUGCUCGUAGAAUUGCAAGAUCUUUACAGAAGCUCGGAUUUAAAGUUAGCUACGAACCAGAAUUACAUCCAGGUGUAACAUACAAGCUAAAAGAUCCAAAAGCUACGUUAAAAAUAUUCUCAACGGGCAGUGUUACUAUCACAGCACCUAAUGUCGCGGCAGUUGGGGCGGCCAUUGAGCAAAUAUUUCCGCUAGUCUACGAAUUUCGUAAGAAACGUUCGCCCGAAGACGAACAGGCAUUAGCUGCUAAGAAACUAAAAAACGCAGCGAGAUAUAGAAGAGAUAUAAUUGAGGAUCAAGAUCUAUUACCUGCAGUGAUCGGUAGCGACGAUGAAGAAAUGCCGAUUGAAAGCGAUGCCAGUGGAGACUGA